UAGGCCAGCGCUAUCGAUAACCGGUUUGUUACGCAAGCACCGAUCUGGUCUGAUUUCUUAGUUAAGUUCUUGUUUUAUCACCGCCCAAGUGUGGUUAGCCCCGUGUUGUUUAGAUAACUAUAUUUAAUCCAAAGAUGUCCGCCCGUCUGCUGCAGGCCACCCGCCAGCUGUGCGCCCAGGGAUCGCUACGAUCUUACAGCUCAAAGAUCGCCGAAGUGGUGGUGGUGUCCGCCGCCCGCACACCCAUCGGCAGCUUCCAGAGCCAGCUGGCGCCGCUGUCGGCGACGCAACUAGGCGCCAAGGCCAUUGAGGCGGCGAUUGAGCGGGCGGGAAUUGGAAAAUCCGAUGUCCAGGAGGUGAUCAUGGGCAAUGUGGUGUCCGCCGGCCUGGGACAGGCUCCGGCCCGCCAGGCGGCCAUCUUUGCCGGUCUGCCGACCAGUGUGUGCUGCACCACCGUGAACAAGGUGUGCUCGUCGGGCAUGAAGGCCGUGAUGCUGGGCGCCCAGUCGCUGAUGCUUGGCUAUGCCGACACCGUGGUCGCCGGCGGCAUGGAGUCCAUGUCGAAUGUGCCCUACUACAUGAAGCGCGGCGCCACGCCCUACGGCGGUGUCAAUCUCACCGACGGCAUCGUCUUUGAUGGCCUGUUCGACGUCUACAACAAGUUCCACAUGGGUAACUGUGCCGAGAACACAGCCAAGAAGCUUCAGAUCACGCGCCAACAGCAGGACGACUUCGCCGUGGAGUCGUACAAGCGUUCGGCGGCGGCGUGGGGCAACAAGGUCUUCCAGGACGAGAUUGUGCCCGUUAAGAUCCAGUUGAAGCGUAAGCCGGAAGUCACCAUUGCCGAGGAUGAGGAGUAUAAGAGGGUCAACUUUGACAAGUUUGGCCAGCUGGCUACCGUUUUCCAGCGCGAAAACGGGACUGUGACCGCCGGCAACGCCUCAACACUGAACGACGGAGGAGCAGCCGUCGUCCUGAUGACCGCCGAGGCAGCCCAGAAGGCGGGACUCAAGCCACUGGCUAGAAUUGUGGCCUUCCAGGAUGCGGAAACAGAUCCCAUUGACUUCCCUAUUGCCCCGGCCUUGGCUGUGCCCAAGCUACUGAAGCGUGCCGGUGUCCGCAAGGAGGAUGUGGCCAUGUGGGAAAUCAAUGAGGCCUUCUCCGUGGUGGUGCUGGCCAAUAUCAAGACCCUGGACGUGGAUCCCGCCAAAGUGAAUGUGCACGGCGGAGCUGUGUCCAUUGGCCAUCCUAUUGGCAUGUCUGGAGCGCGUUUGGUGGCCCAUCUGUCGCAUAGUCUGAAAAAGGGCGAGCUUGGAUGCGCCUCCAUUUGCAAUGGCGGCGGCGGUGCCUCCUCCAUUCUGCUGGAGAAGCUAUAGAUCCGGAGCUAAACUCUCUCUCAACCAGAAAUGCAUUUAUUAUCGUAGUCAUUGGACUCAUGGAAAGUUUUUUUUGUUUUUAAAUCUGUAGAUGUCUGUCUGUCUAUUUUCAGCAUUUAUUGAAAUCAUGUGAUUCGCAUAAUAAAAUUAUGAAACAGUGAAAAUUAAA
Molecule: messenger RNA, 1545 nt
Organism: Drosophila kikkawai
Lineage: Eukaryota; Metazoa; Arthropoda; Insecta; Diptera; Drosophilidae
Gene: Acat1
Product: Acetyl-CoA acetyltransferase 1
Biological process (GO): fatty acid beta-oxidation
Cellular component (GO): mitochondrion
Molecular function (GO): acetyl-CoA C-acetyltransferase activity
Source: RefSeq, a predicted model, not a curated record